ACCCCCGUCUUCCCCUCCCCAUGCAUCUCUCCCAGCAGGGCACGGUGGGAAGAUGGGCUCCCACGGACCGGGACUCACGCUGGCAUGCUGCCUGCUGCUGGCCUUUACCUGUGGCCCGGUGCUGGGCCGAGCGCCACGUGGCCCGCAGGAGCAGGAGGAGCAGGAGGGGACCAAGGAGCCACUGCUGGACCAUGCUGAGAGAGUUGAAGACAAGCAUGAGAAAUACAGCCCCCGGCAGGGUGAGGAGCGCCCUGCCUCCCGGUGCUAUCGCUGCUGUGACCCUGGUGCCCCCGUGUACCCGGCCAUCCCGGUGCCACAGAUCAACAUUACCAUCUUGAAAGGUGAGAAGGGUGAUCGGGGAGAUCGAGGCCUGCAAGGGAAAUAUGGCAAAACAGGCUCAGUGGGCGCCCGGGGCCACGUGGGCCCCAAAGGGCAGAAAGGGUCCAUGGGGGCCCCUGGGGACCGGUGCAAGAACCACUACGCCGCCUUCUCGGUGGGUCGGAAGAAGCCCCUGCACAGCAACGACUACUACCAGGCGGUCAUCUUCGACACGGAGUUCGUGAACCUCUACGGCCACUUCAACAUGUUCACGGGCAAGUUCUACUGCUACGUGCCCGGCAUCUACUUUUUCAGCCUCAACGUGCACACCUGGAACCAGAAGGAGACGUACCUGCACAUCAUGAAGAACGGGGAGGAGGUGGUGAUCCUCUACGCCCAGGUGAGCGACCGCAGCAUCAUGCAGACGCAGAGCCUGAUGCUGGAGCUGCAGGACCAGGACGAGGUGUGGGUGCGCCUGUACAAGGGCGAGCGGGAGAACGCCAUCUUCAGCGACGAGUUUGACACUUACAUCACCUUCAGCGGCUACCUGGUCAAGCACGCGGCCGAGCCCUAGCCGCCCGCCAGCCUCCUGCCCCGCCGCCGCCACCGGAGGCUAACCUCCGGUUCUCCCCACCUCCCCUCUCCUCUGCCCCCGUCGUCGCUGGACCCCUGCGGUCCAGCACCAGGCUGACUCCAUCAGCUCUUCCCCACAAUCUGAGUUUCCCUGGUCCCCCCACUUUCCCAGCUUUGGCGUUCAACGCACAGGGCCCUUCGCAGGAAUGGGAGGGAAAAACGGCUGUGUGGUCCCAGGCCUUGCUGUCUCCAGACAAAAUUUUUGGGGCGGGUGCACGUGAGAAUGGCUGGGACCUCCAGCUCCCCUCUGUGGAGCUGUCUUUACGAGACCCCCCCACAGUGCACUGUGAUGCGGCAGGGUGUGUCCCACAGGAAGUUCUCCUUGCUCCCGUGCUGGAAAUAAUUAAGCAAAUUCGACAGGCUGUGACAAGAGCACAGUCACCGGGAGGAAAGGCAGGCCUUCUUAUUGUUGCCUUUCUACCACCCACACUGGCUCCGCAGGGAGGCCCAGCUCCUCUCCAGGUUGCAGGAGACUCCUUUUAACAGGAGAUCUAAAGGGGACAGGGGGAGGGGUGCGGGCUGUGGGGACUCAGGAAACCACAACUGGCUUCAUUCUUUUAGGCCACAUGUGAACCUUCUCGUGGGGCAGCUGGUCUCAUGUCCACAUUCUGUGGCCAGCCCUGCGGCCUUGCUCGAGGGUUCAGGGGCCUUUCUGAGCCACAACCGUGAGAGGGGUCAGGCUGGGCCAGCAAAUGUGAGCUCCUCAGAGGGACAGCCAGGCCCUUGGCCUUGGUCUCUGUGCUGGGAGAAGCAGCCCACUUGCUGGAACCCAUAGGCUCCUGACAGCAGCUGGGGACCUGAGGGGCCCUCGGCCUGCAGACGUCUCUAGGAGGCCAAAGCUUAGACCAGCAGGGCAGAGCCGUCCAUCCUGGCGUGGCCCUGCUCCCCUCCCCCAGCACGGCCUCCGUGCCUGUCACCCUGGCACUGGCUUCUGUUCCUCCUCUCAGACGGGUCACCCGUGAAGACACCAGGACCUUUGAUCUUGUAGCAGCUAUCGUGCUCAUAUAACAUUUCCUGCAAAGCCUCCUGGCGCCCCACCGCAGAUCCCCAUUUCCACAGGGUGCAGCAGUCAGCCCCUUGUGUCCUCCCCCAGGCCUCUUCGGGCAGCGGGAGCUGGGGAGAGCUGGAAGGGGUUGGGGCUCCCCUCUGCCUGUCUCAGAGUUCCUGCAGGGUUCAGCCCCUGAGACCAGGAGAGAGAGCCUGUCCCAACCACUGGGGUCAGAGCCCCCCCUGAGGUGGGGUGCGGGACGCCCGGAGAGGCCUGCUGCCUGGAAUUGGUGCUCUGGCCUGCGGCUGACUUUGGCCUGGCAGCAUUAACGCCCAGUACCGGGCUCCACUCCUACCUGCGUGGGACCCAAACCCCCACAGGAGGCUUCCUUCCCCGCACCUGCUGACCUGUGGUCUUGACCGGUCCCUCCGCCCUUCCUGGGCCUGGCCACGGGUUCUGGGGUCCGGGAUCCACAUGUCCCUUCCUCUGAAGGACUUCUGCUGGUCAGAUCUCAAAUCUGUCUCCACGGGCGUGCCAGCGAGUGGGGCGUCCGCUGCUGCUUUGUGCUGUUCGAUGCUCUCUGAAAACAUUAAACUUGGAAUUGUGUGUUUCAGCA
Rhinolophus ferrumequinum (greater horseshoe bat) is the source of this 2555-nucleotide messenger RNA. It is a transcript of the gene C1QTNF1, whose product is annotated as C1q and TNF related 1. The transcript has 3 exons. Bases 53 to 892 code for a protein of 279 amino acids. Gene Ontology annotation, molecular function: protein binding. The record is from RefSeq and is a predicted model, not a curated record. Lineage: Eukaryota; Metazoa; Chordata; Mammalia; Chiroptera; Rhinolophidae.